UGGCUAACGGAGUCAGUCGAUGAUCGCAGCCGCUCGCACUAAGAUGUGAACUCGCACGUUCGACUCGCAUUAGAGUUGGACGAUAAGGCUUGCUAACAGCUAUCAAAGCAUUAUAAGUAUCGAAAUGAGUGUCCACUCCAGUGACCUUGAGGCUUGCGCGUCCCAUUGUGCGCGAACGUGACGUUUUAAUCAUUAUUAGUAACGCGUUCGGCAGACAAGCAACGGGCGGAGUCGAGCAGACAGUAGUUCCGAGGGUCACAUCGCACGAGCAUUCGGCGAACGGCGGAUGCCGCUCAGCAGCUUAUAUAUACAUCGUGAUAUUACUGUUACAGUAGUGCGCCGAGUUACGCGCGACGCGUAAUGUUUUUCAGCCAGCGACCCUCUAUCCGUAUCGUGUGCAGCUCCUCAAAUUAAUAACGGUCCGAGCGCUUGUGCAGGCUGCUCGUUAACGCGACUUGUUUCUAAGCUAGUCGCUUCUCGAUCGUCAUCGCUGCUUCUGCUCAAGCCGUUCGUGCAAUGACAGAUCGUAUGAGCAUUGUUUGACUUCAAAGAAUGCCUCGUUCAUCUUUAUGCCAGUGAAUAAUCGUAGCUUGUAGAGCUUUAUUCAAGACAAAUUACCUGGAACAUGGUAUAUUUCAGUCAACUGCUCCUGUAUAAUAUUUCAAGCUCCGAAUUGACUAUUUAUUUUUGCGUGAACAACAUGAGAUAACGAUAACGUUUCAGUGAUUCGCGUUGUUUUGACGUGAAGGCGUCGAGAAAUGCUCAUCAUGAGUGCCAUAAUAAAUGUUCUAUUUUCACAUUGCCGUAGUAAUAUUUAUUUGAUUGUUGGCGUUUGUCUUGGUUUGAGUAUAAGUCUACUAUUUGCUCCGAUUGAAUUAAACGAUUGCCAAGAUUUGGAUGAGCCCUUACCAUAUUCUUUGAACAGUAAUGAUCCUGUGGAUGAGUAUGAGCCAAGACUUAACAUGGAUGCAAAACCUCAGAAAGCCAAAAAAAUCCCAAAAGUUUUUAUAAGACCCAGGUAUUAUUCUACUGAACUGGGUAUCAGAGAAAAAUUAUUUGUUGGAAUUUUGACAAGUCCAGAAUUUCUCCAUAGCAGAGCAGUUGCGUUAAAUAAAACAAUCACACACUUGGUGGACAAAAUAAGAUAUUUUGUAUCAAUACCUGAAGCUACUAAACCUAAUGUAUCUUUGCCAGGAAUUGUUGGUUUUACUGAUACUAAAAGUAUUCUACAGCCUUUUCAUACAUUGAAGUAUAUAACAGAUAAUUAUUUAGAAGAUUAUGAUUAUUACUUUUUUAUAAAAGAUAUAGCCUACGUCAAUGCUAGAUCCCUCGUUGAAUUUGUUAAUAAAAUAAGUGUUAGUCAAGAUAUAUAUAUGGGAGUCCCCACUAAAAAUGGAGCACACUGUUCUUUAGAUUCUGGUAUACUUUUGAGCAAUUCAAUCAUCAAAAAUGUUAAAAAUAAUUUGGAUUGGUGUGUUAAAACUACAUAUUCUUCACUCGAUGAUGUUAAUUUUGGUCGCUGUAUUACUCAUUCCACUGGAUUACAUUGUUCAAAUGAAAUUCAAGAACAAGUUUACCAUUCCAUAAAAUUAAAUACUACAAUAAAUUACAAUGAAAAUCUUUCAGAAAUUUCUGAAAACAAGGAUUUUCUGAAAUCAAUUACAAUAUACCCGUUAUAUGAUCAUCUUGCUAUAUAUAAUUUGAAUAUCAACAAUGCAAAGAUGGAAUUGAAAAAAGUUCAAGAAGAAAUUGAUCUGAUCAGAGAAAACAUCAUUAAAACUUUUGAAUUCACUCCAAAAAACAAAUUUGAUCUUACUUGGCCAAUAGGUAAUCAACCGAGAAAUAAGGCUUUUAAUAGAUUUGAUAUCUUGCGAUGGACAUAUUUUAAUCAGACUCAUGUCUUCUUGAAUGAUGAUUUUGGAACUGUCAAAGAAUUUGAUGAAAAUCAAAAAGAAGAUAUAAAUUCUAUAAUUCAUGAAACUGUAGAAAAAGUUAGGAAUAUAAAUAAUGGUCUAAAAUUUAGAAAAGUAGUUAAUGCAUACUGGAAGUUUGAUUCAUCUAGAGGUAUUGAUUAUUUAUUUGAUUUUGAAUUUAUUACAAUUUUGGGAAAAAUAAUCAAUAAAAGAAUAGAAGUUUGUAAACCAUUGGGUAAAGUUGAAAUUUUGCCGGUGCCUUAUGUAACAGAAAAUUCAAGAAUAAAUAUGAUAAUUAUUAUUGACGCUAACAAAAUAAUUCAAGCUUUAGAGUUUCUGAGUCGAUAUGAAGACAAUUGUAUGAACAGGAAAGACAAAAUAUCUCUAACUAUUAUAUUAUUAUAUGAUCCUGGAAAUAUAUCAAAAGGUGACAACGAUUUAUAUCACAAGAUUAAAAAACGAGCUGUAUACUUGACUGAAAAGUAUAGAAAAGAUCAACUAAAGGUUACAUGGUUUUCAAUAAGAUUACCUAUUGCUUUUAAGUUUAUAGAAGAAGAACCACUAUUGAAAGUAGCUAUUGCAGAUUUAUACGUAAGAAAGCUCUCUCCAGAAAAUCUUAUAUUAUUUGCAGAUAUUCAAAUGGAGCUGAAACCUGAAUAUUUCAAUAGGGUACGCAUGAAUACCAUUAGCCAGUGGCAAGUUUAUAGUCCAAUUCCGUUUACACAGUAUCAUCCUCUUAUAGUGACAUAUAAGGAGAAAAUCAAAAAUAAUGAUUUUGAUAUUCUUCAUAACCAUGGAAGAUACGAUGAGUACAAUUUUGACUCUAUUUCUUUUUAUGUUCGAGAUUACAUGACAGUAAGAAAAACUACAGAUAAUAAGGUACCUAUAGUACAAACUGACAAGGAUAUUUCCAGUGUGCUGAAGUUGUCACAGUCUUCCAAAAUUGGUUCUAUAUUUGAAAUGUUUGUUGUCUAUAGUAAUUUAAAUACUUUUCGAGCUGUUGAACCAGCCUUGAAACUCAAAUACAAAGAAAUCCAUUGUACAGGCACAAAAAGUAAUGUAACUCUCGAAUCGUGCUUAAGAAAAAAAAAUAACAAUCUAGGGAAUCGUGGUCAGCUAACUAAGCUUAUAUUAGAUUACAAAGAACACAAUGAUAAUAAAAUUUAGUAAAUAACUUCUAUAUGUUAGUUUAUGAAGAUGUAAGAAAUUAAUGAACAUAUUGUAAUUGUUUUAAAUACUCAGAACUAUAUGAAUGAUUUAUAAUUAAUUUUGAAUAAUUUCUUAAGAAAUAUGGAUGUAUACUUUGUUAUUUGUAUGUUGAAUCUUAUAAAUAUAUAAAUAAUUUAUUAUAAAAUUUAAGAUGUAUUUGAGUUUUAUAAUGUGUUUUGCGUGUUAAUUAACAAAAGUACAAUAAUUUUACCACUUUUGAAGUCUCUUCUUCAAAAUACAUGUUACAUUUUAUCUUAUGAGCUGAAAAAAUGGAAUCAUUAAAAAAUUAUUUGUAAAACAA
This is a messenger RNA of Trichogramma pretiosum, 3423 nucleotides long. It is a transcript of the gene Chpf, whose product is annotated as chondroitin sulfate glucuronyltransferase. Lineage: Eukaryota; Metazoa; Arthropoda; Insecta; Hymenoptera; Trichogrammatidae. The record is from RefSeq and is a predicted model, not a curated record. Gene Ontology annotation, cellular component: Golgi cisterna membrane. The transcript is spliced from 6 exons. The coding region runs from base 759 to 3080 and encodes 773 amino acids. Gene Ontology annotation, molecular function: glucuronosyl-N-acetylgalactosaminyl-proteoglycan 4-beta-N-acetylgalactosaminyltransferase activity.